Messenger RNA from Drosophila arizonae, 1365 nucleotides. It is a transcript of the gene CYLD, whose product is annotated as ubiquitin carboxyl-terminal hydrolase CYLD. The record is from RefSeq and is a predicted model, not a curated record. Gene Ontology annotation, molecular function: cysteine-type deubiquitinase activity. Gene Ontology annotation, biological process: protein deubiquitination. NCBI's taxonomy places the organism in Eukaryota, Metazoa, Arthropoda, Insecta, Diptera, Drosophilidae.
AUGUCAAGAUCAGGGUAUAAUGGUUUUCGAUUGUUUCACUGUCGUGAAGGUGGAGCUAUUUUUGUUCCGCCCAACAAAUGUGCGAGUGAUCGCAGGUUUGCAGAUACAGAAGGCAGCUAUUCUUUUAGUGCGGUAACACCCGAUACAAACGCUAUAAAAUUUGGACACGUUGAUUGUCCUUCAGUGCUGGGAGCUGUACCACCGUUAGUAAUAAAAGAUUUAGAUGAAUUGGAAGCCAUAUGCGGAAAAUUUAAAGGAAUUCAGGGACAUCACAAUUCCUGCUAUUUAGACGCAACAUUGUUUUCAAUGUUUACUUUCACUAGUGUAUUUGAUUCCAUUUUAUACAGAAGGCCAAACUCUGAGGAUAUUUCACAUUAUAGUGCUGUACAGAGUGUGUUACGUGAUGAAAUAGUUAAUCCAUUACGAAAAAAUGUUUUUGUGCGCGCUGACCGUGUCAUGAAACUGCGAAAUUUUUUGGACCAACUUAGUUCUGUAAGUGGUUUAACCAGUGAGGAAAAAGAUCCAGAAGAGUUUUUAAAUAGUUUAUUAUCUCAAAUCAUGAGAGUGGAACCAUUUUUAAAACUGAGCUCUGGGCAAGAUUCUUAUUUCUAUCAACUAUUUGUAGAGAAAGAUGAGCGAUUGACGUUUCCAACAGUACAACAACUGUUUGAACAAAGCUUUCAUUCAUCCGACAUAAAAUUAAAAGAGGUUCCGUCAUGUCUAAUUAUUCAAAUGCCACGGUUUGGAAAGAGCUAUAAAAUGUAUCCUCGCAUUCUACCCUCUCAAGUGCUGGAUAUAACAGAUAUCAUUGAAGAUUCCCCUCGACAGUGUUCCAUUUGUGGGAAACUUGCUGAAUUUGAAUGUCGAGAAUGUUUUGGUAGCUUGCAGGUUGGUUCUGGUCUCGAGUGUACAGCUUUCUGCCAAAAAUGUCUUAAAACAGUACAUACGCAUGGAAAAAGAGUAAAUCAUGAAACAAAGAAAUUGUCUGUACCAAUAGACUUCAAAGUAAUGGCUGAUAACAUGGUUUUACCCAGUCUUUAUAUGGAGCUAUUUGCUGUUGUAUGCAUAGAAACUUCUCAUUACGUAGCAUUUGUGAAAACGGGCUCUGGACCAGAUGCUCCUUGGUGUUUUUUUGAUUCAAUGGCGGACAGAAAAGGUGAAAAAAACGGGUAUAAUAUACCGGAAAUGAUAUCCGUUCCUGAAAUACCUCAGUGGCUAUCUGAUGAGGGGGCUAAACACAUUAAUGAAAGGUCCACAAAUGACAAGGCCUUACCCGAACAUGCUAAACGUCUCUUUUGUGAUGCAUAUAUGUGUAUGUACCAAAGCACAGAUGUCAUGAUGUACCACUAAAUAGGUAUUUGCCAU